AGUCGAGCAAGGACUUGAAAUGGAGGUGUUUACAACUGGGCUACCGACCUAACCCCAGAUUUUUUGUUUCCAACCGCCGUAAAGGAAGAUCUAUUUUUCUUCAAUGGCGGAGAAACUCGAUGAAACCCAAAGAAAACCAGUAAUUCCUGCAUAUGUAAAAGCUUUAUCUGGUUCACUCGGUGGAAUUGUGGAAGCGUCAUGUCUCCAACCCAUCGAUGUCAUCAAGACCCGCUUACAACUCGAUCGAACUGCUUCAUACAAGGGUAUUCUCCACUGCGGCACUACCACUGUCAAAAAUGAAGGCGUGCGUGCUCUUUGGAAGGGUUUGACACCCUUUGCCACCCACUUGACCUUGAAAUACGCCCUACGGAUGGGCUCCAAUGCCGUCUUUCAAUCGGCGUUGAAGGAUGCUAACACCGGAAAGAUUAGCGAUGGAGGGAGGUUUGUUUCUGGGUUUGGUGCUGGUGUCAUUGAAGCUCUUGUUAUUGUUACCCCAUUUGAGGUGGUAAAAAUAAGACUGCAGCAACAAAAGGGACUGAGCCAUGAGCUACUAAAGUACAAGGGUCCCAUCCAUUGUGCUGGUUUGAUCAUCCGCGAAGAAGGCUUACUUGGGCUAUGGGCAGGGGCGGCCCCAACUGUUAUGCGUAACGGCACAAACCAAGCAGUCAUGUUCACAGCCAAGAACACUUUUGAUGGCCUAUUAUGGAGGAAACACGAAGGUGAUGGAAAAGUUCUCCAACCAUGGCAGUCUAUGAUUUCUGGAUUCCUAGCCGGAACCGCUGGUCCAGUCUGUACGGGUCCUUUUGAUGUUGUGAAAACGAGGUUAAUGGCGCAAAGUCGGAGUGGUAAGUAUUAUAAAGGUAUGUUUCAUGCAAUCUCGACAAUAUAUGCAGAAGAAGGGGUACUUGCAUUGUGGAAAGGUCUGCUUCCACGUUUAAUGCGUAUCCCACCUGGGCAGGCUAUUAUGUGGGGCGUAGCGGACCAAUUGAUCGGGUUUUAUGAGAAGAAAUACAUUCACAAUAUACCCUUCCAAGCAUGAUUUUGAUUAUCAUUCUAACCGCAUGAUGCUUUUCAGAUUAUGCAUCAUUGCUGCAGUUUGGAUGACAUAGGAUUUUCAUCAGUUGUUAACAGUAAUAUGCAAAUUAUUAUUUGGACUUGAGAUGAAUAAUGAAUGAUUGGGUCUUUUCUUUUGC
Cynara cardunculus var. scolymus (artichoke) is the source of this 1193-nucleotide messenger RNA. Its product is annotated as mitochondrial succinate-fumarate transporter 1. The record is from RefSeq and is a predicted model, not a curated record. The transcript is spliced from 2 exons. The coding region runs from base 104 to 1039 and encodes 311 amino acids. Lineage: Eukaryota; Viridiplantae; Streptophyta; Magnoliopsida; Asterales; Asteraceae. Gene Ontology annotation, biological process: transmembrane transport; succinate transport; fumarate transport.